Molecule: messenger RNA, 2892 nt
Organism: Fimicolochytrium jonesii
Lineage: Eukaryota; Fungi; Chytridiomycota; Chytridiomycetes; Spizellomycetales; Powellomycetaceae
Exons: 6
Coding region: 203-2506 (767 amino acids)
Source: RefSeq, a predicted model, not a curated record
ACGUCCUGCUGUAAUACUGUUACGUUCCUCGUCCAGAGAAGCACAACCCCUCCAUCACGACAUAAGACACACUGCUGCAUCCGUUCCCGUUCUCAGGGGCCAGCCAGCCGGUCCCUCGUCUCUCUCUCUCUCUCCCUCUCUCCCUCUCUCUACCCAUCCAACUCAGCGGCUGCUGCCCCGUGUCUCAAUCUCUCGGCCCUACAUGUCAGGUCUGGAAAACACGUCCCAAGUAUGGUCGUCCGAUGGCGACAGCUUGGGCUUGACAGACACAGGCUCCAGCACAGCCGUUGAAGGCUUGCCACCCGACGAGGAACUGUUUACGCCAGGAGACACCCUUGUGCCAACGGAAAGUAUCAACAGCAGUCUUCUCGUCACACCCGCAGCAGAACUUGCACAAUCACCACUCCCCAACCCGUUCGCGGAACUUGAAAGUCCAUCAGUGAAGCCAGAAGGAACAACAGACAGCGCUCAGCUCACAGUGGAAGAUACUCUGAAAAGCCUGCCACCCCGCAGAAACUCGCCUCUUGAGGAGUUUCUGAGUCUCAAACCGACCGAAGGUCCCCACAUUGACGCGGGUGAAGAUGGCCGAACAACUGAAACACAGGCCGUAGCGAAUGACGUUGAAGCCCCCGACGUAGAAGAAGAGGACGAGCACGCCCUUGCGCCUAUCUUGGCGCACAUAGAUGCUGCCUUGGAGGCGGUGGCUCUACCGCAUGAGCCGGAAAUUGUUACCGAGGUUGAGUGGGGUGCGUUUGGGGAUGGUGCAGGAGCGAGGGUGGACGCAUCAGGGGAGAGUGAGCAGAUCGGAGGGCUGGUGGGUGCGCAAACGAAGGCAGACACGGGGGAGACGAGUCUGCUGGAUGACGACGUCCGGAAUGCUGAUGCCAAUGCCGAUGUGCAGACGGCACCAUUGCUGGACUCGGCCGGACCCCCGCUCGAUUUCAGCUUGGUAGACGACACUGCCCACAAACCACCGGACGAUCCGGACUCCACUAUCAUCCAAGCAGAUCCAGCGUCACAGUCGCAAGUCCUCGAUUUCAGCCUGCUGGACGACACCGCCCACAAACCACCCGACGAAUCAAAUUUCACGACCCCAAUAUCACAGCCUCAAACCGACAACGCAUUCGAUGCUCCCUCCCCAGACCCACAACCAAAAGAUGAACCUCCAGCAUCAUCUCCCUCCCAACAAUCCCCACCACCCUCGCAAUCCGCCUUCACAGCCUUCCUUCCCCCACCACCCGCGCCCUCAUCCACUCUCACAUCCUCCCAAACUUCCCUCCUAGGCUCCACCCCCUUCCUCCCGCCCCCGCCAGCAGCCGGACCCCUCUCCACGGGUUUCAACGACGACGACGACGGGUUUGGGUCAGACGAUGGGUUUGGUGAUUUUGGCGAGUUUGGGAGGGGGCAUCAUCAUGCGGCCCCUCCUGUGGUUGCAGCGCCGGUGUUGAGCGCCCCGCCACCGACAGCUGCGGAUGGCGAGGAUGAUUUUGGCGAUUUUGAUGAUUUUGCUCAGCCGAGUGGGGGUGGGGUUGUCGCUGCACCCGAUGUACGGCCGACACCAACGACGGCCGCACAGAAUAGGGAUGCGGGGAUAGGCAAUGUGUUUGAUGUCCCGCCGGAUCCUCAAGCUGAGGAGCGGAUUGCUCGGUUACUCGACGCCCACCUCCCCCACGCCGCAUUAUCCAUUCAAACCCUCGUAGACGAUUUCAACGCCAAGCUAGCCAAACUCUUCCCCGCGAGCGCGUUACCGGAAAGCAGCGAGGCUGGUGCCGUGGUCUCCUUUUUGGCCACUGACGAGUCGGCGGCUGAUGAUGGUGCUGGUGCAACAGCGGGGGAGGGGAAGCCGAAGACGGUUGUGCCGAAUGCGGGGUUUGCUGGGGAGGAAUGGUACAAAACCUACCAAAAACUCGCCUCCGAAACCUGCUACAACGACAACAUCGGCAAACAGUUCCGCUGGCGUAAGAGCCAUAUCCGCCACGCGUUCCUGCAAGGGUUGGAUAUCCAUGUCAACCUAGACGAUACACCUCGCACGACAGCCCCACCCCUCCUGCACGAAACAUCCUCCUCCUCCUCCGCCUUCUUCUCCAACUUCCCUCAACAAGGCAGCACACCCACAUCAGCCUUCCCACCUGCCUCGGCGCUAACAACCCCCGCGUUGUCCCGCCAGCCGUCGGAUGUGGGCAGUGCUGCGGAGUUUUCUGUGGCGAAGGGCAAGGGGAGGGAACAGGAGUUGAGUGAGGCGAAGAGGUUGUGUGAUUUGACUGAGGACGACCUCCGCAACAAAUCCCUCACGGAGCUCUCCCAACUCAUCGCGCAACUGACAACGUACCACCGCAAACUGCAAGAUCAGGCGAACUACUGGCUCGACUCGAAGGAGCAGCUGGUGAUGGACGCCGAGAUGCAUAAUAAGAUGAUCGCCAGUUUGGUGCAGUAUGCGCAAAUGCAGCAGGUUGCGCCCAAGGCGGGAUCGCGAAGCACAUCGCCAGGCAAGAAAGGGCGGCGCUGAGGCACUAAUCAAGGACGACGACGACGCAGGGUGGGAUGCAGAGAUGGACUGCAAUCGGAAAGUGCAUGGGACUUGAGAAUACACCCUACACCCCACGUGUUCCCUCGUUCGCGGGACACUAUUGCAUGGCUUCAUUGGUUAUCUCCAUAUCAUUUUUUUUGGGAUGUUCACCAAUAGAGAAUAGGGACGGUGAUGUUUCUGGCUGGUUAAAUUACGCCCGUUUUUCACUUCACCGUGGGGUAUGAAGUGUAUGCGGCUUCAGGGGGCUGUAUCCUAGAUCGGCCUCAAAGGGGGUCAUGCCGGUUGACUGGUUUCGUGCGUCAUUGUAUGCGAAUUCGAGGCGGAAAGGUAACGAGACCAGUUGCGUCCUGAGAGGUCGGGGAUGC